This is a messenger RNA of Lathyrus oleraceus (garden pea), 5320 nucleotides long. RefSeq names its product dicer-like protein 4. Gene Ontology annotation, biological process: siRNA processing. Lineage: Eukaryota; Viridiplantae; Streptophyta; Magnoliopsida; Fabales; Fabaceae. The transcript is spliced from 25 exons. The coding region runs from base 140 to 5038 and encodes 1632 amino acids. The record is from RefSeq and is a predicted model, not a curated record. Gene Ontology annotation, cellular component: cytoplasm; nucleus. Gene Ontology annotation, molecular function: ATP binding; protein binding; RNA binding.
AAUCAUUGUUGGGUCACGCAAUCGUACUAUUCAUAAAGUGACUGAGUGACGCCAGUUCGUCGUCUCAUUUUCACUCUAUUUUCUUCUUGCUGACUUAACCAUCAUUAACUUUGUUUACAAGGUCAAGUUAAGUCACCCAAUGCCGGACGGAGAUUCCUCCACCGCUGCCACCGUUCAACUUCCGAUGGAUACCUCGGGAGACCUAUUCGAUCAUCCACAGUCCCUCAAUCUUACCCUAGUCAACAAUCAUGAAGGCAAACUCAAAAAAGAUCCUACGAUAAUUGCACGAGAGUACCAAUUGGAGUUAUGCAAAAAAGCUAUGGAGGAAAAUGUGAUUGUUUAUUUGGGAACAGGAUGUGGGAAGACGCACAUUGCUGUGUUGCUCAUGCAUGAAAUGAGGCAUUUGAUCAAGAAGCCGAGUAAGGACGUAUGUGUCUUUCUUGCACCUACCGUUGCUCUAGUUCAUCAGCAAGCAAAGGUUAUAUCUGACUCUACUGAUUUUGAAGUUGGAACUUACUGUGGGAGUUCCAAGCGCUCGAAAUCUCGUCAACAUUGGGAGGAGGAGAUUGAACAGUAUGAGGUUCUUGUUAUGACCCCACAAAUAUUACUUCACAACUUAUCUCAUUGUUUCAUGAAGAUGGAGAUGAUCGCACUUUUAAUAUUUGACGAAUGCCAUCAUGCUCAAGUCAAAAGCAGCCAUCCUUAUGCUGAAAUUAUGAAAGUCUUUUACAAAAAUAAUUCCACAAAGGUUCCCCGAAUAUUUGGCAUGACUGCUUCCCCUGUUGUAGGAAGAGGUGGUUCUACUGCAGCAAAUCUACCGAAAAGCAUCAAUAGUCUCGAACAAAUGCUUGAUGCUAAGGUAUACUCAGUUGAAGACACGGCAUUGGAAUCUUUUGUCACCACUCCUGCAGUUCAGAUAUAUCAUUAUAGUUCGACUGCAAAUAUGGAAUCUAACUUGUACUGGAAAAUUGAAGAGAUUAAAUGCCAGUGCAUAGAAACCCUUGGUAGAAGCAUAGAAGAUCACGAGAAACGGAUGAGCACAAAGAAACUUCUCAAUCGGGUGCACGAUAAUGUGGUCUUUUGUCUCGGGAGUCUUGGCAUUUGGGGAGCGUUGCAGGCUAGCCGUAUUCUUUUGAGCGGCGAUCUUUCUGAGAGGCAAGCAUUAGUUGAGGCAGAAGGAAUUUCAAGUGACGAGUCUGUAUGUGAUAAAUAUCUUGCAAAGGUAGCUGAACUACUUACUUCCAAAUGCAUGACAGGUGACAGUGUUUCUGAUCCAUCUUCUUUGGAAAUACUAAAGGAGCCUUUUUUCUCAGCAAAGCUCUUACGCCUCAUUGGGAUACUGACGAGUUUUAGGUUGCAACAGAACAGGAAAUGUAUAAUUUUUGUGAAUAGAAUUGUGACUGCAAGAUCCCUGUCAUACAUACUACAGCAGCUCCAGCUUUUAAGACAAUGGAAAAAUGAUUUUCUUGUAGGAGUCCAUGCGGGAGUGAAGAGUAUGUCACGGAAGACCAUGAACACAAUUGUUGAGAAGUUUCGCUCAGGAGAGUUAAAUCUGUUGGUUGCCACCAAAGUGGGUGAAGAAGGUCUUGAUAUUCAGACAUGUUGCCUUGUCAUACGGUUUGAUCUACCAGAAACCGUUGCAAGUUUUAUACAGUCAAGAGGCCGUGCCCGUAUGCCUCGUUCAGAAUAUGCAUUUUUGGUUGACAGCGGCAAUGAGAAGGAAUUAGCCAUAAUUGAUGGUUUUGAGAAAGAUGAACUUCGAAUGAAUAUGGAAAUUGCUGUCCGAACAUCCAGUGAGACACACAACAUCCCUGUGGAAAAGAUUUUCAGAGUUGAUUCAUCUGGUGCCUCAGUCAGUGCGGGAUACAGUAUCUCGUUGCUUCACCAGUAUUGCUCAAAGCUUCCACAUGAUGAGUUCUUUGAUCCCAAGCCAAGUUUCUUUUACUAUGAUGAUUCAGGGGGAACUGUCUGCCAGAUAACUUUGCCUUCAAAUGCUCCGAUACAUCAAAUUGUGAGCGCGCCACAUUUCUCUAUGGAAGCUUCAAAAAGAGACGCAUGUCUGAAAACAAUUGAAGAACUGUAUAAAUUAGGUUCUUUAAAUGACUGUCUCUUGCCAAAGCAAAGUGAUGCAGAGCCAGAGAAGGAUUUGGGCUCUUCUGAUUCAGAUGAGUGUGAAGAUGACAUUUCAAGAGGAGAAUUAUAUGAGAUGCUAGUUCCUUCUGCCUUUGAACAGUCAUGGAGAAAUGCGGAGAAAACUGUCCGUCUCAACUCCUACUACAUUAAAUUUUGCCCCACUCCGGAGGAUAGGGUCUAUAAAAAGUUUGGCUUGUUUAUCAUGACUCGUCUUCCAAUGGAGGCAGAGAAACUGGAACUUGAUCUUCAUCUUGCUCACGGUAGAUCUGUGAUGACAAAAUUUAUUCCAUUUGGAGUUGUAGAAUUCAACAAUGAUGAGAUUAAGAUGGCGGAGAAUUUUCAAGAAAUGUUCCUCAAAGUUAUUCUUGAUAGAUUAGAAUUUGUUUCUAAUUUUGUAGAAUUGAGUGCUGAAUCUAACACACACACAUCAACCUUCUACCUUUUGCUUCCAGUCAUAUUGAAAGAAUAUGAUGACGUGAUGAAAGUAGAUUGGAAGACAGUGAAGAGAUGCCUUUGUUCACCAAUCUUCAGGCAUCCAGAAGAUACAUUGGAUAAAAAGGUUACCCCUUUGGAUAAUCAUCUGCAACUUGCCAAUGGUUACAAAAGUAUUAGAGAUAUUGAGAAUAGUUUAGUGUAUACUCCACAUACGAAGGUCUUCUUUUUUGUCACAAAUGUUAUUUAUGAAAAGAAUGGAUUCAGCCCUUUUAAAGAUUCUGACACUUCAAGCUACGUGGAUCACUUACAUGAAAAGUUCUCCAUUACUCUCAAAUGCCCCGAACAACCACUUCUACAGGCAAAACCACUCUUCAAUUUGCACAACCUGCUACACAAUCGAAGGCAUGGGGAUGCUGAGCCACUUGAGCUAGAGGAAUACUUUAUUUAUUUGCCUCCUGAGCUAUGCGAGCUGAAAAUAGUAGGCUUUUCAAAGGAUAUUGGUAGUUCAAUAUCUUUGCUACCUUCAAUUAUGCAUCGUCUUGGAAACUUGCUGGUUGCCAUUGAACUGAAGCACCAGCUAUAUUCCUCCUUCUCAGAGGCAGCUGAAAUUAGUGCCCUUAGAGUUCUAGAGGCUCUCACCACCGAGAAGUGUCAGGAGCGUUUUUCCCUUGAAAGACUUGAAGUGCUUGGUGAUGCUUUCCUUAAAUUUGCGGUUGGACGUCAUUUUUUUCUCUUGCAUGACAGCUUUCAUGAAGGAGACCUUACCAGCAAGCGUUCCAAUGUUGUUAAUAACUCCAAUUUGUUCAAGUUGGCUAUUAGGCGCAAUUUGCAGGUUUAUAUAUUUGAUCAGGCAUUUGAUCCCUUCCAAUUCUAUGCAUUUGGCCGUCCUUGCCGAAGAGUUUGUACCGAAGAAACUGAAGACAGCAUACACUUGUGUUUAAAUUCUGGUGAGGAGAAAAGAAGUGUAACUCAACUCCGAUGUAAUAAAAAUCACAAUUGGUUGCACAGGAAAACAAUUGCUGAUGUGGUUGAAGCUCUGGUGGGGGCAUUCAUAGUUGACAGUGGCUUUAAAGCUGCAUUUGCCUUUCUUAAAUGGAUUGGCAUACAAGUAAAUUUUGAAGCCUCACAAGUUGUUAAUAUUUGCACCGGAAGUGUUGACUAUUUUCCUCUUUCUGCUGAAGUAGACAUUCCUUCCCUUGAAGGUAGGUUAGGACAUCACUUUGUUCAUAAGGGUUUGCUUCUCCAGGCAUUUGUACAUCCUUCUUAUAAUAAGCAUGGAGGAGGCUGUUAUCAGAGAUUGGAGUUUCUUGGAGAUGCUGUCUUGGAUUAUUUGAUUACGUCAUAUCUAUACUCAGCUUAUCCCAAACUAAAGCCUGGCCAACUGACGGAUCUGAGAUCAUUGUCUGUCAAUAAUAAGGCAUUUGCCUGUGUAGCAGUAGAUCGUUGUUUUGAUGAAUUUCUUCUAUGUGAUUCAAGUGAUCUGACCAAGGCAAUAAAAAAGUAUGCGGACCAUAUUAGAAGACCUAUAUUAGACAGUGGCAAUAAUGGAGGGCCAAAAAGUCCUAAGGCCCUAGGUGAUUUGGUUGAAUCAUGUAUCGGUGCUGUUCUUCUUGAUUCAGGAUUUGAUUUGAACAAAGUUUGGAAUAUUAUGACUUCGUUCUUGGACCCAAUCAUGAAAUUCUCAUCAAGUUUGCAGCUUAGUCCUGUUAGAGAUUUGCAAGAACUUUGCCAAUCUCAUAAUUUGGAAUUGCAGGUUCUGCCAUCAAAACAUGCUAAAACAUUUUCAGUUGAAGCAAAAGUGAUUGGGGACGGUGUAUGUGAAAAAGUUUAUGCGACCAGCCAAAAUAAAAAAGAAGCUUCUAGAAUCGCUUCACAGCUAUUAUUUUCAAAGUUGACGGCUCAAGGCUUGAAACUGAAGUCAAAAACUUUGGAAGAUGUUAUGAAAUCAACAUUUAAGACGGAACCAAAACUCAUUGGCUAUGAUGAAACUCCCAUUGAUGUAACAGAUACUACCACCAUCGGACAAGUAAUGGUUAAUGGAGACCUGCGGAACAAGGCUAACACAGAAAUCCGCCCUAUCCAGAAGGUAUCUGCUGAUGCAUCCUCCUCGUAUGUGAAACCUGUUGCCCAGCGGCUUCAAUCUUCUCCUAAGGGAAAGCUUAGCGAAACCAUUCGAAAUCGUGAUUGUGUUAGUGACUCAUCGAAGACAGCAAAAUCGCGAUUGUAUGAAAUAUGUCAAUCUUAUUGCUGGAAAGCUCCUUCAUUUGAAUGCUGCAAGGAAGAGGGACCAGACCACCUUAAGUUAUUCACUUUCAAAGCGACGAUGAAGAUAGAAGAGGCUCCAGAUACGGUUUUUGAGUUUAUCGGGGAACCCUUGCCAAAGAAGAAAGAUGCAGCAAAUAGUGCAGCUGAGGGUGCAUUAUGGUACCUGCAAAAGGCAGGUUAUCUGCAUAAUGCUGAUGGUAAUUGACACACUCCUAACAAUUAUAUAUCAUGUAGCAUAAUCCGAAACAGUUCGGUAUAUGAGAAUCCAUUGAAGGCCGCAAGAGUCCCAGAAUGGAAAUAUGUUGUAUGAUAAUGUUUCUGUCGUAGUGUCUAUACCUUCGCUUAAUUGUUAUUUACAUUUUCUAUAAACAAUGUAUGACGGUGCGUAAGUAAUUUUGGUUUGAUAUUAAACCGAAUAUACUAUAGUUACAAAUUUACAAUAAAUAUUUACAAACUAAAGAAAAUAAAUGAAUUUUUGAUUUGUCUC